AUGCCUAAAAUCACCACCCUCCUCUUCGACUGCGACAACACGCUCGUACUCUCGGAAUCCCUCGCCUUCGAGGCCUGCGCCGAACUCGCCAACGAGAUCCUCUCCUCGCGCGACAUCCCCGACCGCUACACCGGCCCGCAACUCCUCUCCGAGUUCGUCGGCCAGAACUUCCGCGGCAUGAUGGUCUCCCUCAAAGCCAAGUACAAGUACGAGAUGUCCGACGCGGAGCUCGAGACCUACGUCACCCGCGAAGAGGACCAGGUCAUCAAGAAGCUGAAGGAGAAGCUGCAGCCGUGCGCGGGCGUCGAUAAGGAGUUGCAGAAGUUGGAUCAGGAGAAGAAGUAUGAACUUGCGGUUGUGAGCAGUAGUGCGUUGAGGAGAGUUAGGGCUAGUAUCGAGAAGGUGGGCCAGGAUAAAUAUUUCCCGUACGAUUGGGUCUUCUCGGCGGCGACGAGUCUGGAGAAACCGACCAGCAAGCCGGAUCCGGCGAUCUAUCUUCAUGCGAUGAAGACGCUGAAUAAGACGGCGGAAGAGUGUGUCGCGGUGGAGGAUAGUAAGUCGGGGGCUACGGCUGCGUUUAGGGCUAAGAUUAAGACGAUUGGGUAUACGGGUUCUUAUGAGCCUGAAGAGCAGGAGAAGAUGAAGAAGGUAUUGGUUGAUGCUGGAUGUGCGGUUAUGAUGAAUGAUUGGAGCGAGUUUGAAGGGUGCUUGGAGAAGAUUGAGAAGGGUGAGGUUUAG
Mollisia scopiformis is the source of this 738-nucleotide messenger RNA. Its product is annotated as HAD-like protein. The coding region runs from base 1 to 738 and encodes 245 amino acids. The transcript is spliced from 2 exons. The record is from RefSeq and is a predicted model, not a curated record. Lineage: Eukaryota; Fungi; Ascomycota; Leotiomycetes; Helotiales; Mollisiaceae.